This is a messenger RNA of Micropterus dolomieu (smallmouth bass), 893 nucleotides long. Its product is annotated as C-type lectin domain family 12 member B-like. The record is from RefSeq and is a predicted model, not a curated record. The transcript has 5 exons. The coding region runs from base 20 to 823 and encodes 267 amino acids. NCBI's taxonomy places the organism in Eukaryota, Metazoa, Chordata, Actinopteri, Centrarchiformes, Centrarchidae.
CUGGUUAUAUUUACAGUAUAUGUGUUGUUUAGUCUCAGCAGGACUUUUGCCAGACAAGAAAACAAACAGCAGAGGUCGCUGCUAUCAGCAGGUGGCUUGUUGUUUGGGGAUUCUUUGUGUCAUUUUGCUGUUGGGCAUCAUAGCAGUCUGUGUCUACAAAAACCAGAACCUGACAUCACAAAACACCAAGCUGUCUGCAGAAAACCACAACCUGACAUCACAAAAAAUGAAGCUGGAGUCACAGAGGAACAAUUUAACAGAACAGAUACGGAACAUGGAGACAAAGUGGAAUGAGCUCAACGUCAGUCGAGCUCAGUGGAGCAUUGAUGCCUACUGCCCAAAACCACAAAACCAAACAAUUAUAAUAAUAAUAUUACAACGUAGUAAUGUUGUUUAUUGGUUGGUCUCUGUUGUUUCAGACAGACAGUGUAAAGCUUGUCAGAUUGGCUGGUUACCCUCUCAGUCCAGCUGCUAUGUGAUUAAUGACCCUGAUGUUUCUGGUCAGAAAACCUGGGAAGAAGCUCGAGAAGACUGCAGAGGAAAGAUUUCAGAUUUGGUUGUUAUAGUUGAUCAAACGGAGAAGACAUUCAUCAAUGAUAAAAGUUGGGGCAGUUCAGGAACCAAGGGAUACUGGAUUGGCCUGAGAGCUGAAGAUGGGAAAUGGAAGUGGGUCAAUGGAAGUGUUCUGACUGAAAACUCCUGGAUACAACAACCUGCUACCAACGGUCAGUGUGUAAUUUCUGUCCAGAGAGAAGGAUGGAAAUCAGUGAGCUGUGGUGCCAGAAACAGAUGGAUCUGCAAAAAGAAGGCUUUAUCUCUUUAAACACUGCAGUCAUACUUGAGAAGGUUACUGGGGACUCUGUAAAGAUUCAUUACAUGGAAGAUGAUAUCAA